AAGAAGAAUUGACGUCACUUCCUCUUCCGGGUCUCGUGGAAGAAACGUUAUUGGAACGGAGCGGCUAAUCAGAAAGUUUUAAAGAAAUUUUCAGGCCUUACGAGAUUUAUACAUUUAAAAUUGGAUUCUUUUUGUGGACAAUUUAUAAAAUAAACAAAUUAAAGACGAUUGUAGGGAAAACUGAGAGGGCUGCAGGAUGUCUCUACCCAAGCGGGAGGUGGAGGAGUUGAGACCGUGGGUGGAGCGCACUGUGAAGAAGGUGUUGGGGUUCUCAGAACCCACGGUGGUCACUGCAGCUUUACACUGUGUGGGGAAAGGGUUGGACAAGAGGAAGACCAUAGACCAGCUGCGUCCUUUCCUCGAAGACUCAGCUGGUGGAUUUGUGGAGCGUCUUUUUGAAGCUCUUGAGGAAAGUAGAAGCAGCCGUGGCAGCAAAGGAUCUGGAGAUAAGAACCGGAAGAGAGAACUGAAGGAUGUAUUUGGAGAGGAGCCUGACUCUGGUGCAAAGAGGGAAACAUCUGAGGCAGCUGAUGGGACGGUAGUAAAGCGAAAGCGGACACCGCGGUUUCAAGAAGUGGAGGAGCCUGAGGUCAUACCAGGACCUCCGUCUGAAAGCCCGGGCAUGCUCACCAAACUGCAGAUCAAGCAGAUGAUGGAGGCUGCCACCAAACAGAUAGAAGAAAGAAAGAAACAAUUGAGCUUUACCUCUCCAGUCUCUUCUGCAACAUCCCAGUUGGAUGGCUCGCGGCUUCUCGGUGCUGCUGGCGCCUCGUCUGUUGCCCCUUCACAGGCUGCCAGUUUUAUGAAUGAUGCCAUUGAAAAAGCCCGCAAGGCCGCAGAGCUGCAGGCCCGCAUUCAGUCCCAGUUAUCCGUGAAGCCCGGAAUCCUGGGAGCCUUGGGAAACACCGGGCCUCACAACCUGGUGGCGCUGGCUAAUCUACACGCCAUGGGGAUUGCUCCACCUAAAGUGGAGAUUAAGGAGGUGAACAAACCAACUCCUCUCAUUCUGGAUGACAAGGGCAGAACUGUUGAUGCCACUGGCAAAGAGAUUGAACUUACGCACCGCAUGCCCACACUCAAAGCCAAUAUACGAGCGGUAAAGAGGGAGCAGUUUCGUCAGCAACUGAAGGAGAAACCUGGUGAUGAUUUGGAGUCGACGUCAUACUUUGACAACCGUGUGCUCAUCACGCCCGCCCAGCGCACGCGCAGAGGCUUCAGAUUUCACGAGCCCGGGCGCUUCGAGAAGAUUGCUCAGAGAGUUAGAACUAAGGCCCAGUUGGAGCGACUUCAGAAUGAGAUUUCCCAAGCUGCUAAAAAGACAGGAAUUCAGGCUUCCACCAAACUGGCGUUGAUUGCUCCUAAAAAGGAGAUUGGAGAUGGGGAUGUGCCGAGUAUUGAGUGGUGGGACUCCUUCAUAUUGCCCUCCAACAUACCCUUCAAACCGGAAACAAAGUUUGAUAAUUUGGAAUUUUUCGGAGUAACCAACCUGGUAGAACAUCCUACGCAAAUGAGGCCUCCUGUUGACACGGAUAAACCAGUAACUCUGGGUGUAUAUUUGACAAAGAAAGAACAGAAGAAACUGAGGAGACAAACGAGGAGGGAGGGACAAAAAGAAGUGCAGGAAAAAGUCCGUCUUGGAUUGAUGCCCCCACCAGAACCUAAAGUUCGUAUCUCCAACUUGAUGAGAGUCUUGGGGACGGAGGCAGUUCAGGACCCCACCAAAGUAGAGGCUCAUGUGAGAGCACAGAUGGCAAAAAGACAAAAAGCUCAUGAGGAAGCCAAUGCAGCUCGAAAGCUUUCAACAGAGCAGAGAAAAGAGAAGAAGGUCAAAAAGUUGAAAGAAGACCUCACUAAUGGUGUUCACAUUGCAGUGUACAGAAUCCGUAACCUGACAAAUCCUGCAAAGAAGUUUAAGGUAGAGGCUAAUGCAAACCAGCUGUACCUGACUGGCACCGUAGUUCUGCACAGAGAUGUUAAUCUCGUUGUUGUGGAGGGAGGGCCCAAAUCCCAGAAAAAGUUCAAGAAACUGAUGAUGCAUAGAAUCAAAUGGGUAGAACACAGUAGUAAAAGAGAUGAUCCCGAUGUUGAUGAUGACACAAAGAGAAACAACAAGUGUUGGCUGAUUUGGGAGGGAACAGCUAAAGAUCGAAGUUAUGGAGAGAUGAAGUUCAAGCAGUGUCCCACAGAGAGCAUGGCCCGAGAACACUUCAAGAAGCACGGCACAGAACAUUACUGGGACCUUGCCCUUAGCCAUAGCGUGUUGGACGGCACCGAUGAUUGAAACCUUGGAGGGGGGAGAGUUGUUUCAAAUGAUGACUGGCACCUUCAAACGUGCAGACCUGCUGCCUCACAAUAGCCAGUCCUCACUGUUGACCACUAAGGGGAAGGAACAAAGACUCAAUUAAGAGACUUCAACAGGAAACACAUUAAACCUGUUCUUCAAAGAAAGAGUGAGCUGCUGGGUGUAAAUGGCAAUGUAUGUAGUUUUGCAUUUAGUUGAUUCAUCAGAUGAAAGUCUGUCCUGUUCAGACUUUAACUGGUCUGGUUUGGUUCACGAGAAACUGUAUUUUGUUUCAUAUUGUUUUGAUUAAUUGGGAAUAAAGUCCUAAUGACAACACAACAUCACAAAGUUGACAUUUUAUUUUUUUUAAUUUGCUUUUAAAACCUGACUUUUAGUCAUAUUUCACACAUUUUUUUAAAUGUUUGACCAUGCAGUGCGUCGACCCGUAUCCACACAGGUUAGCCAUAUUCCCCUGUAACAUUUAAGACUGCCUUAAUUAAAAAAUGUACAAAAAAA
Oryzias melastigma (Indian medaka) is the source of this 2797-nucleotide messenger RNA. RefSeq names its product PRP3 pre-mRNA processing factor 3 homolog (yeast) (gene prpf3). Gene Ontology annotation, biological process: mRNA splicing, via spliceosome. The transcript is spliced from 17 exons. Gene Ontology annotation, cellular component: U4/U6 x U5 tri-snRNP complex. The record is from RefSeq and is a predicted model, not a curated record. NCBI's taxonomy places the organism in Eukaryota, Metazoa, Chordata, Actinopteri, Beloniformes, Adrianichthyidae. Bases 197 to 2281 code for a protein of 694 amino acids.